AUGGGGGUUUCUAUAUGUGACAACCUGUAUGUUAAUGGGACUUUGGACUUCAUUGAUUUUUGCGAUAAGGACCAAAUGUCUAUGUUUGAAAUUGGUUUGAUGGUUAAGGAGUUUGGGUAUGAUAGUAUAGUGUUAUAUCACUAUGAGCUUCCCAACUCUUCUUCUAUAGAAAAACUUAUGUCUGAUGAAGAUGUUAUGAAAAUGUGUGAAUGUGUGCCAAAAGUAAGGGAGAUAGAUAUAUUUUUGACACACCCUUAUACCUUUUUAAACAAACACAAACAGAUCGAGCUGCAAAAGGUGGAAGGUUCCGGGGUACAAAAACAGAGGUUAGUAGUGAUUGAGGAUCUAGGAUAUGCUGACUGUAGUCCUCUUGUUCCUUAUAAGACAAAGAGCAAUGUUGAGCUACAAACUAAAUAUCAUGGGCCACAUAAGGUGAGGAUAGCAGAGCAACAAGCAGUGAAUGAUGUUGGAGAUUUUUCAGAACCUGAGGCACCAAAGAAAGGAAAGGUGGCUGGACCUGAGGCACCAAAUAGGGCAAAGGCUACAAGGUCUUCAAAGGGUAAAGAAGUGGCUAAACCUGAGGCACCAAAGAAGGCAAGGGUUACAAGGUCUUUAAAGGGUAAAGGUGUGGCAAAGGCAAGUGAAACAGACGAGGAAGAUAGUGAUAUAUCCUUAUCAAAUGCAUCUAGUUUUGUUGACAAUAAGGGGUAG
This is a messenger RNA of Prunus armeniaca (apricot), 711 nucleotides long. The record is from the annotation of a GenBank genome assembly. Lineage: Eukaryota; Viridiplantae; Streptophyta; Magnoliopsida; Rosales; Rosaceae.